AUGACCGCGCCGAACUCGCAGCCGUUACCGUUGGAGGCGGUGGAAGAGAUGGUUCGCUGCGACCCUGAGAUGCAGGACUGCAAGGAGGUGGUGUAUCAGUGGACGGGCAAGUGCACGCGGUGCAGCGGCACUGGGUACGUGUCGUUCAGGCGCAAGCGAGGCAAGGACUACACGGGCACGUGCAUCACCUGCUCUGGCAUCGGCUACGUGCAGCGAUUCACAGUGCGGGAUAGCAUUCGGGUUAUGGAGGAGCUGGAAGAGAACCCGUGGCGGUGA
Molecule: messenger RNA, 276 nt
Organism: Closterium sp. Naga37s-1
Lineage: Eukaryota; Viridiplantae; Streptophyta; Zygnematophyceae; Desmidiales; Closteriaceae
Source: the annotation of a GenBank genome assembly